Messenger RNA from Ceutorhynchus assimilis (cabbage seed weevil), 1134 nucleotides. NCBI's taxonomy places the organism in Eukaryota, Metazoa, Arthropoda, Insecta, Coleoptera, Curculionidae. The record is from the annotation of a GenBank genome assembly.
ACAAUUAUUCGGGUGCAAUAUUGCACACAGAACCAAAUAAAGUGUUUUCCGUUCGAUGAAAUUUAAUUUAAAAAUAUAACUGUGAUAAACAAUCCAUUAAAAUACCACUCUUUAAACUAAUUAACAACACCCAGACUAUAUAAAUUACGCCACUGCGUGUAUAAAGUCCUGAGUAGUUCAGUGUCGCUCGUGGAAAUUUACAUUGCGCAUUGUCGAUAGAUAUCGGGAAAAUAAUUUUCCAGCUGCUAGUACAGCGUUUGUUUCGUACACAUUUAAAAUAUUUUCCGCCUGCGAAAUCAUGGCACAUUCUCAAGUAAGACAAAAUUUCCACAAGGAUUGUGAGGAUGCCAUCAACAAGCAAAUCAAUAUGGAAUUAUACGCGAGUUAUGUGUAUUUUUCUAUGGCUUACCACUUCCACAGAGACGACAUAGCCCUGAUGGGUCACCACAAGUUUUUCAAAAAGUGUUCCAGCGAAGAACGCGAACACGCCCAACUGCUAAUGGAGUACAUUAACAAACGAGGAGGCAGAAUUGUACUUACCACAAUCGAGUCUCCGGAAAAACAGGAAUGGGCCACUGCCCAAGAGGCUAUGCACGACGCUUUGGAACUGGAGAAGAGAGUGAACGAAAGCCUGUUGAAUCUUCACAGUGUCGCUUCAGGUCACAUGGACGUAAAUCUGUGCGAUUUCCUGGAAACUCACUUUCUUCAAGAGCAAGUCGACAGUAUCAAGGAACUUGCCGAUAACGUCACCAAUCUCAAGAGGGUCGGAGAAGGCUUGGGGGUGUUUAUGUUCGAUCAAAAAUUACAUGACUAGAAAUUUAAGACAAUAUAAUAAUCUCGUGCUAGUGUAUGCCUUAUAAAUAUAUACCUAUACCUAUCUGUUUCAAUUUUUUGAAUUAUCCAAAUAAAACGAAAUUUUGACCGUUGAAUAAGAGGGUGCUACUUAUUUUAUGCUAAAUAUUGUAGUUUUAGGACGUUUUGUGAUAUACUCGAGGUAAAUUGAUAAGCACGCAUAUUUUUGUCAAUAAUAGUAGGAGUUUGUUCUUUUGUCAAUUUAAAAAUACAUAUAUGAAUAAUAAUAACCAUUUACUUAUUGUGAUUAUUUGGUCAAUAAAUGUUUAAUUAUUAAGUACC